AUGCACUUCUCCAAGACCCUCGCCACCGUGGCCACAUUUGCCAUGAGCGCCUAUGCCGCCAUGCCCGUCGCCAGCGUUGAUUUCCAAUCCUGGGAAUCCUGCGACGUCGGCGCCCCGGUUACCGGCCAGCCUAAGUUCGUUGCCCGUGUCACAGCCACCCCAUUGACAUGCGACAAGACCCCCGUCAACCCUGACUGGAGCAUCGACAACUACUCCUUUACCGCUAAGCUCGCCACCAAGGACGCUGCCUACUGCCACGGCGUGAUCAUCUGGAACAACGACGGCUGCUCUGGCAAGCCCACCACUUUCCUUCCCUUCGACGACAGCCCCUUCGCUGUGGGCAAGUGUCUCCCCGACAUUCUGGACCCUGGCUAUGUUUCCUUCAAGCUUGCUUGCGACUUCCCUGGCGCCCCGUUCUAG
Molecule: messenger RNA, 420 nt
Organism: Penicillium canescens
Lineage: Eukaryota; Fungi; Ascomycota; Eurotiomycetes; Eurotiales; Aspergillaceae
Gene: ccpA
Product: protein ccpA
Exons: 2
Coding region: 1-420 (139 amino acids)
Source: RefSeq, a predicted model, not a curated record